CACAAAAAGGUAAACAAAUUUUGAACUGUCAAAGCCGAUGCGACCGCGCGCUGUUGUUUCUUCCGAUCCGCAGCGGAUGCCGGUAAUCGGUUAUUAUUCACAAUUUUCUAUCGGAAUUUUGGUUGUUAAUUUAGUGAAAAAGAGCGACAACGACGACGAUGGCCACCGCCAUGGAGCCGGUUCCGUCGCGCGACCUGGAAGGUCGCAAAAUCUGCGUCGAGCGUUUCAUCUACGCCAUAGUGUACAGCGUGGCGGUACAGUUUGUCCUGCUUACGGUGUUUCUGCUGCUGGUGAACUUCAGUUUGCUCCAUCCGGUGGCGUGGAUUGUCGGAUCGUUCCGACUGAUGGUUUCCCUCUCUACGUGGAUUUGGAUCCUACCGUUGGUCAGUGCGGUCAUUGUGCACGGGGUGUUUCUAGCAAAGUCGUACCUAGCAGGGAUCCGGUACUGUCCGACGCGGUUCCAGCAGAUUUACCGAUCGAUCAUUACCCAAUCCAUCCUGCUGGUGGUCAACUGCGUGGUGGGCUUCUUGACCGCCUGGUUGUACACUCGCUUCCUCCGAGAUGACUAUCGGAUCAUGUUCCUGCCCAAAGAGGGCGGAGAUUCGAUCCUGAACGAAAAGUACCUGUUCCUGCUGUUGGGCGGAACGUUCGCCGGGGUCUACUACUUCAUCCGCAACCAGUCGGAAAGAUUGGUUCUCAGCUUUCCAGUCAUCCAGCAGCCUCGUUACCUGCAGAUUAGGGCGCAUCUCUACAGCGUCAUCUACCGGUCGUUGUUCACAUCCUUUGUCCCGACGCUGACCUACGUGAGCUUCUACUAUACCUUCAACUGCUUCUAUUUCCGGUACAAACUAGCCGGCAUGUUCCAGAAUGUGACACUCGCCGAAGAAUCUUCCUUAGGUGCGCUGUAUUCUGUCCUGAUGGACCUUCGAUUGAUCUUGUACUGCUGGGUGCUGUCUUCGCAGAUUCUCUCCAACAUGAACCUAAUGCAAGUGCUGUUCCACAUCUUCCUCACGGAGUAUCGUCCUUUCCCGGUUGAAAAGACCUCCCUGGCAAACGACUCGCAAGUGACCUUGGUAGAAGCGCUGGCCUGUGAUAAAAUACCCAUCAUCCAACAGCUAGCCGCUCUGGAUCUUUUCACGAUCGCUGAAAGCUGCGAUCCGAACCGUCGAGCUCGUCUUUACGCCCUGUCUGUCCCCGGAGGCCACCCCUACAAUUGGCGCCUGAUUUCCGGCGAGUGCAUACGCCUCGUCAAAGACUACACCGGCCAACUGGCGAAAUCCAUCGAAGGAGCGACACCAAAACCCGUUCCGGAUGUGGCCAAACUCCGCCCCACCGCCUCAAUGGACGCCGAGAAGCUUUUGAUGAAGCAGUACAACGAGAGCUUCGGAAUUCGCAGUCUAUCUACCUCCGCCCUACCCACAGAACACCCCCAAAAGCCGGACGUCAUCUGCAAGGUGGUCGACCGUCGUCUCGACGCCGUCCGGCAGUCCAUCCAGAACAUCCCCGGAAUCUACUACCUCUUCGGCGAACCGAAAACCGCCCGAACCUGCCACCUGCUAGCCACCCAGUCCCAACAGAUCGUUCACAUCGGUCAAGCCCUGGCCUCACUAGCCGCCCAUUCGAUCCGUGAGGACAAAUUCGGAGUGGUCCAGAACGACCUGCCGCUCAUCAUUCGGACCCUCCUGCAGCUGAAGCAGGUUCUCGACCGGGUCGGCUCCAUCCAACUGGACGUGAAGAAGAUCGACCGGAACUACGUGGCCCUGAGGGCGGCCACCAAGCGGAGCCUGUAUCGGAUUGCGGCUGCGUUCGCCGACUAUCUGAACGACAUCGUGCUGGAGCCGAACGACGUCAAGGCGCUGCAGGGGUUCGUUAACUAUCGGGAAGCUUGAUAGGGUUGCGUUACAGUUUUCUGCGUUUCAUUUAGUAGUUAAGUUGUUUAGUUCCUAGCAUGGUUGAGAUCGUUUUCGAAAGUUCAGUUUGUAGAUCUGUACGAUGCUGGGAGUUAGUUCAUGAUCAUCCAUUUGAACUGCCACUCUCUGACUCAUUAGGUGUAAAUGAAUUGAUGCGAGAUUUAUGAAAUUUUAAA
Molecule: messenger RNA, 2086 nt
Organism: Aedes albopictus (Asian tiger mosquito)
Lineage: Eukaryota; Metazoa; Arthropoda; Insecta; Diptera; Culicidae
Gene: Ndc1
Product: nucleoporin Ndc1
Exons: 3
Coding region: 159-1889 (576 amino acids)
Biological process (GO): nuclear pore organization
Cellular component (GO): nuclear pore transmembrane ring
Molecular function (GO): protein-macromolecule adaptor activity
Source: RefSeq, a predicted model, not a curated record